This is a messenger RNA of Candidozyma haemuli, 660 nucleotides long. It is a transcript of the gene URA5, whose product is annotated as orotate phosphoribosyltransferase. The coding region runs from base 1 to 660 and encodes 219 amino acids. Gene Ontology annotation, biological process: pyrimidine nucleotide biosynthetic process; pyrimidine ribonucleoside biosynthetic process; 'de novo' pyrimidine nucleobase biosynthetic process. The transcript has a single exon. The record is from RefSeq and is a predicted model, not a curated record. Lineage: Eukaryota; Fungi; Ascomycota; Pichiomycetes; Serinales; Metschnikowiaceae. Gene Ontology annotation, cellular component: cytoplasm. Gene Ontology annotation, molecular function: orotate phosphoribosyltransferase activity.
AUGCAUUCCUUCCAGACCUCCUUCUUGGACCUUGCCUUGGAGUCCCAGGCACUUAAGUUUGGUACCUUCACUCUUAAGUCUGGCCGCCAGUCCCCUUACUUUUUCAACUUGGGCUUGUUCAACAACGGUAAGCUCUUGUCUACUUUGGCCACCGCUUAUGCCCAUGCUAUCAUUGAGUCAAAGGUGAAGUUUGACAUUCUUUUCGGCCCAGCCUACAAGGGUAUCCCAUUGGCAGCUAUCACUGUCGCCAAGUUGGCUGAGCUUGACCCAGAGAACUACUCUGACCUUGGCUACUCUUUCAACAGAAAGGAGAAGAAGGACCACGGUGAGGGUGGCUCUAUCGUUGGCUGUCCUUUGGAGGGUAAGAAGAUCUUGAUUAUCGAUGAUGUCAUGACUGCUGGCACUGCUAUCAACGAAGCCUUUGAGAUCAUCUCUGCUGAGAAGGGCACUGUUGCUGGCUGCAUCAUCGCCUUGGACAGACAAGAAACUACUCCUGACUCUGACAAGUCUGCUACCCAGGCGGUUGCUGCCAGAUAUGGAAUUCCUGUUUUCUCAAUCGUCUCCUUGUCGGAUAUUGUCACUCACUUGAAGGAUAAGUUGUCCGCUGAAAACUUGGCCGACAUUGAUGAAUACAGAAACAAGUAUGCUCCAAAGAACUAA